AUGCUCGCCUUCCGUGGUGAAAUGGGGAAUCGGCAAGUUCCUCUUAACAAAUAUGGAAUUCUUAGCCUUCUCCUUAUAUCUUCCUUCGUAUUUACUGCCCUUGGACAAGUAACAAGUCCAACAGCAGCUAUGGGUCCUCAGGGUCCUCGUGGUGACCCUGGACCAACAGGUCCAGAAGGCGCAGUUGGACCUCCCGGUCCCCCUGGUCUACAAGGACCUGCAGGUCCUGAUGGCGCUCCAGGGGAAGUCGGUCCUCAAGGUCCUCCCGGUCCCAACGGAAGAAAUGGUCGUGAUGGUCUACCUGGUAUUGCUGGUCCUCCAGGUCCUCAAGGUCUCCCUGGACUUCCUGGUGAAGCUGGUGCCACUGGUCCCCAAGGUCGUCAAGGUUACCAGGGUCCCCCUGGUGAAAAGGGUGAGGCUGGAUUCGAUGGCAUGGCUGGAUCUCCUGGUCCCAUGGGUCCACCUGGUCCCGCAGGUCCAAUGGGCACUGUUGGUCAAAUCGGUCCAACAGGUUUCCAGGGCCCUAUUGGUCCGCGUGGUGAGUCUGGCGCUGAUGGACGAAUUGGUCUCCCAGGGCCUCAGGGUCCAACUGGUCCCCCGGGUCCACCUGGUCAGUCUGGUCAAAUCGGUCAAAAGGGUCAACGCGGUGAAGAUGGUCCACGCGGUCCUCGUGGUAGUCGAGGUGCCACUGGUCCUGCUGGUGCUGACGGACCGGCUGGUGAACCUGGGCCUGUGGGUGAACCUGGAAUGGACGGCAGACCAGGACCCCGUGGUGAAGCUGGUGUAGCCGGUCCUCAAGGUCAAAUGGGAGCUGCAGGUCGACGAGGUGAACGUGGAGCCACAGGUCGACCUGGUGCUCAGGGUCGCAAAGGCCCCACCGGUGACCACGGUCCAGCUGGACCUGUUGGUCCCACUGGUGCCGCCGGUCAAAAGGGUGAACGGGGUCAAACUGGUCGUGAUGGUGACCAAGGUGAACCUGGACCUCGUGGAGAUCAAGGACCAAUGGGAGCUCCAGGCGCUAAGGGAGCUCGUGGUGAAUCUGGUCCACCUGGUCUAGCAGGGUCUCCUGGUCUGGAUGGUCGUCAGGGUUUAGAUGGUGCUGCAGGAGAAAAUGGUCCACAAGGUGAACCUGGUAUCCCUGGCCCCCCAGGUCCUAUGGGUCGUCCUGGUAUGGAUGGUUUGCCUGGACCUCGUGGUGAUAUGGGUCCAAAUGGCAUCGAUGGGAGUCCUGGUGUCAAGGGUGCUAGGGGUCCACCUGGUCCUCCGGGUCGUGCUGGAAACCUUGGAAAGCCCGGUACUCCCGGCACUCCUGGUGCUCUUGGCCCAGCUGGUCCCCCCGGUCCAACAGGUGCUCCCGGUGGUAUUGGUGAGCCCGGACCUAAAGGUCAACGUGGUUACCAAGGUUUGCAAGGUGACGUUGGAGAAACUGGCGAAGUCGGCCCUCCUGGUCCAGACGGUGCUACCGGUCCAAUUGGUAAUCAAGGCACCUCUGGUUUUGUCGGCCCUGCUGGUGAUCAAGGUCCCUCAGGUGCUGUAGGUCCCGAGGGCGAUUCCGGUUCACCUGGUUAUGAUGGCUCCCCGGGUAAGGAUGGAAAAGCUGGUCCUCGUGGUAAGGAUGGCAACGCUGGCCCUAUUGGUGAACGAGGUGAACAGGGCCCAGUCGGCCCUCGUGGCAUCCGUGGUGAACGCGGCCCUCCUGGCGAAAAGGGUAGUGAUGGUGAAGCCGGUGAUGUUGGAGCUCAAGGUCUUACUGGUCCUUCUGGUCCAAAUGGUGUACCAGGCCCUGCUGGUAAAACUGGUAGUCCCGGUGAGGUGGGUGAAGCUGGUGAAGAAGGUCUUCAAGGUCCUGCCGGUGUUCCUGGACUGGAUGGCAUUCGCGGUCCCCAAGGUCUUCGUGGUGCACCUGGUGCAUCUGGUGUUACUCACGAACUCACUCCAGCACCUGGAAGCGAAGGUCCGAAGGGUGCGAGAGGUCCUACAGGUCCAGCCGGUCCCCCUGGCGACCAAGGUCCAAAGGGCGAACCUGGAGAAGCGGGUCCACCUGGUACUCCCGGUGAGCCUGGUGAACAAGGACCCUCUGGUCCCGCCGGUGAUCCCGGACCUGAUGGUGCACCAGGUCUCGAUGGUGAAGUUGGCCAAGAAGGUGCUCCAGGUGAACAAGGUCCAAGGGGUCAACGCGGUCCCAGUGGUGAACCAGGUGCCAUGGGUCCUCCUGGCCCACCCGGUAAAGCUGGUGCUCCUGGUCCUGUUGGUCCUCCAGGUUCAGCUGGAGAACCUGGUAAACGUGGCCCUACUGGUCCCCCUGGUCCAGCAGGCGUACGUGGCCCAACUGGUUCCCCUGGUGCCAAUGGAACCGAUGGUCAUGAAGGUCGCAAAGGACCCCAAGGUCGUCGUGGUCCGCCUGGUGCCACGGGUCCAGCUGGUGACGCUGGAGCACCCGGUAAAGAGGGACCUCAAGGACCUCCCGGCCAUCCCGGUUUUGUUGGUCCUUCUGGAGAACCUGGUCCUGAAGGUCCAGAGGGUAAAGAAGGCAUCGAAGGUGCCCAAGGUGAACAAGGACCCCCAGGUCCUUAUGGUGAUAUGGGUCCUCCUGGCCCAACAGGUGAUCCUGGUCCAAAGGGUCGUCAAGGUCCUGCUGGAAAGCGAGGACCUCAGGGAGCACCAGGUUCUCGUGGGCCUCAGGGUGCACAGGGUCCACAAGGUCCUGUAGGCCUCAAUGGUCCUUCUGGCCCUGUUGGUCAACGUGGACCUCGUGGAGCUCCUGGUCCAAAGGGCCCAAAAGGUCUCCAAGGUGAAAGUGGCGCCGCUGGUGCUGAUGGAAAUGAUGGUGAAACUGGUCCCCGUGGUCCACAGGGCGCAGCUGGUAGUCGUGGAAAGGACGGUCUACCCGGAAAACGCGGUCCCAUGGGUCCCAAAGGAACUCCAGGUGCCAAAGGUCCACCAGGUCUACAAGGUCCCCCCGGUCAUGAUGGUCCAAGCGGUUAUCCUGGUGCUUCUGGCAAACGUGGUCCAACAGGUCCUACAGGUGAACGGGGUCCUCAGGGUCCUCCUGGUUUGCGCGGUGAGCCCGGUGAUAUGGGAGAGCAAGGGCCGAUUGGUCCUUCUGGUAACGAUGGUGAUCCUGGACCAGCUGGUGUCCAAGGUCCCCCAGGUCCACCAGGUCCACCUGGUCCCCCUGGGUCAAUCGUGAGUGUGCAAUCUCGCCGAUCACCUACCAAGGGCCUCCUUUAUGGUGAUGAUCCCAAAGCUGCUCGCAUCUUCGGUAUGAACUCUGUCAAGUUCCCUCGUGGUACCCAGGAAGUUCCAGCUCGUACAUGCGCUCAGUUGGCUGCAAACUUCCCUAACUUACCUGAUGGUAAAUAUUGGCUUGACCCUAAUGGUGGUCGUACACAUGAUGCCGUUCAAGUUUACUGCAAGAUCAAGACUGGAGAAUCAUGUAUCCCAGCUAAGAAAUCCUUCCCUCUCAGCAGUUGGAGAGUGCCUGCCAAAAACGGUUCAGUCUGGUUCCAGAGUAUCAACCAAUUUGGGGAGUUUGACUAUGCAAUUGAUGCCGAUCAACUAGCCUUCUUGAAGGUCUUUAGUUCUCGCGCUUCACAGAUUCUUCAACUCUCCUGUCAGGGUCUAUCAGAGAGAAGUAUUGUCCCUGACCUCUUGGCUGACGACGACACGAUUUUGUCCAUGACUCAUCCCAAGCGUCGAUUCACUAUCUUAGAGCAGCAAUGUGGAAUGACCACCGAGGGGUCUACCGUCGUUGAGAUUCAAACCAGACCAUCCCGACUGCCGCUACGUGAUAUCAAAUUCACUCCUAGCGUAUCUGCUUUUGGUGUUCAGGUCGGAGAAGUCUGCUUCUCUUAG
Molecule: messenger RNA, 3855 nt
Organism: Rodentolepis nana
Lineage: Eukaryota; Metazoa; Platyhelminthes; Cestoda; Cyclophyllidea; Hymenolepididae
Source: the annotation of a GenBank genome assembly